Molecule: messenger RNA, 3563 nt
Organism: Carcharodon carcharias (great white shark)
Lineage: Eukaryota; Metazoa; Chordata; Chondrichthyes; Lamniformes; Lamnidae
Product: NCK-interacting protein with SH3 domain-like
Exons: 13
Coding region: 186-2363 (725 amino acids)
Biological process (GO): endocytosis
Molecular function (GO): protein binding; Arp2/3 complex binding
Source: RefSeq, a predicted model, not a curated record
CAGACAUGAUGCAAAUGUGUCCCUUUAAAAGACGAGUGUCCCUUUAAGACGUUGCGUGGCGCUGAGCCGCAGUGAGGGGAAGGGGAAGGGAGAGGUGCGCGCGCAGCCCGUGUUCGGAGGGAUAGAGAGAGUCUAAGAAAGAGGGAGAGGUGGAGAUACAGAGCGGAGCCGCCAUCGCCGACGCCAUGUACCGGGCUCUCUACACCUUCCACUCGGCGGAGCCGCACUCGCUGCAUUUCACGGCCGGAGAGAGCUUCGUCAUCCUGGAACGGAGUAACCAGCACUGGUGGCUGGCGUCCAAGAGCAGCACCGGGGAGGUGGGCUACAUCCCCGCCUCCUACAUCCAGAAAGACGAGUCAAAUCAACAGGAUCUUGUUCUGCAGUCGAUUGACCGAGCAAUUGAAGCUAUUCAUAACGCGGCAAUCAAAACUGGUGGGAAAUAUAACCUGCAGCAGCGUGAAGUUUUACAGAAGCUGAUACACCAUCGAAAGGACACAGUUGCUCGAAAAAGUCAGACACUAAGCCAACAGAAAGGCCUUGUUGAGAAUCAACUGGAGAUACCACACCAGCCAGACAGAAUGAGCAAGAUCACACCUGAUCCAACACUAAACCUGUCAGAUGCAGUCCCCCCAGAUGGCAAUGUUUACCAGGUUCCCACUCAGCCUCGACGUACUGCCCCUGUGGCACCUCCACCACCUGAGAAACUUAGGGACUUGCACUCUGGCUCCUCAAACAUGCAAGAGACUGUAGAAAUCACUCCACUGACUGUAUCGACUGUUUCAUCUGUCAGUACAGCCUCCCUGGACACUCUGUACACUGGCUCUUCCAAUUCACCUGAGCCUCAGCAGUCCACAGCUUCCAGUCCUUCUGAAACACCUCCACCCCUCCCAACCCGAAGCACUUUUACUGCCCCCAGAUACCCAACCAGCAUACCUCUCCAGGCUGACACAAGCCCAACACUUUCAGCUCAAGCCCUCAGUCCCAGCUGUCAGCUGCAAGCACCCACCAACAUUAACUUGGAUGCUGGAAGUAUUCUCAGUCAAAGCCAGAACAAAGAGGCUGAAUCAUCAGUGUCGUGUUCAUCAUCUGAAAUGCAGCAAGGCAAGCUCACAGCCUCAGUGCCUAAGACCAUUGGAGCCGAGUUAAUUGAACUGGUUCGUAAAAAUACAAAUCUCAGCUAUGAGCUCUCGAGGGUAGCGAUUGGUGUGAUGGUUGGACACAUUCAGAGUUCGGUCCCAGCUGUAGUGGAUAUCAUGGAGCAGAUCCUACUCUCCCUGGUGGAGAGUAAGGAUCUCAGUUCAGCCUUACCCAGGGGGCAGGUGUGUCAGGAUGAACAGAGACUGGAGGUAAUCUUCACUGAUCUGGCAAGACAUAAAAAUGACUCUCAGCAGAGGAGCUGGGCAUUGCAUGAGGAUGAGAGCAUUAUUUCCUGCUACUUAGAGGAACUGCUGGGUAUUCUGACUGAUGCAGAUCCAGAAGUUUGUAAGAAGAUGACCAAGAAGAACCGUUUUGAACCAAUUCUUUCACUUAUUGCUUACUAUCAAAUGGAGCAUCGUGUCACCUUGCGCCUAUUCUUACUGAAGUGUUUUGGAGCUAUGUGUAACCUGGACGCAGCCAUCAUCUCAACACUGGCAAACUCUGUUCUGCCUAUGGAACUGGCACGAGACAUGCAAUCUGACACCAAAGAACACCAGAAGUUGUGUUACUCUGCACUGCUGCUCACAAUGGUGUUUUCCAUGGGUGAACCAUUGCCCUAUCAUCACUAUGAACACUUGAAUUCAGACUUCAUCCAAUUCCUUCUGGAUGUGAUUGAGGAUGGGUUGUUAUCUGAUUCCACUGAACAGCUUCCAGACUUAUUUACAAAUGUGCUGCUCUCUUUCAAUCUCCACAUGCUCGUGCCAUCCAGCAAUAUCAUCAUGAAAACACUGACUAAACAGGAGAAUGUGAAAGUGUUCACAGAGAAAUUAUUGCUGCUGUUAAACCGAGCAGAUGACCCAGUGGUUAUUUUCAAGCACCAACCCCAGCCACCACACUCGGUGCUCAAGUUCCUGCAGGAUGUUUUUGCUGACAAGAACACAGCAAGAAUUUUUUACCGUACUGACAUGAUGGUGAUGAUUGAUAUCAUUGUGCGUCAGAUCUCUGACCUCUCACCGGGAGAAAAGAUUAGAAUGGAGUACCUUUCACUGAUGCAUGCCAUAAUUCGCUCAACAGAUUACAUGCGCCAUCAACACCGCCUCCCUGACCUACAGGUUACAUUUCAGCGAAUCCUGGCCGAGGAGGAGACUGACCAGCCAUGCCAGAUGGACAAGCUGAUCAUCAAUGAAAUAUAUAAAGAAUUUCCAGACUUUGCUGUUGAUAACUAACCCAGAAGGGAAUGUACCAAAUGAGUUUGAAGUAUAUUGAAUGCAAAUACUUGAAAGAUUAGCCGCCAUGGUUCUAAAUUGCUCAUGCCUGUUUGACAAUGCGCUUGUAUCUGUAACUGAACCCAAAGCCGUUCUCAGCCUUACAAAUGUUUCUCUGACUACUUGUAAUUCUUUGUCCCCUAGACUUGCGACAGAAUGGUGAAGCAUUGUGACUGACCAUGGCCACUGUGUUGCUACACUCUUGUCUGUAGUGGAUUUAUGUGCAUUUUAAUCAUGUGUGAAAUCUCAAUAACUCUGAAGUAGAAGAAUAGCCUUGCACUAACAUAAAUACUUAACCGACAGAGCAGAAUGUUAGGGAGGGGAUUUCAUGAAAUACAGCAACCUGCUUAUUUCAGAGUAUUUUCAGUUGGUAAGCUAGCCUCGCUGACACAUACCUGAGCUAACUGGCAUGGAACAGAUCAGAUCUUUGUACAACAGUCAGAAAGUUAUUUGCAAGUAAAAGUGUUUAACUAUAACAAUCAUCUCAAUGUUAACAGCUGGAUUGCAGUAAAGUGGAAUGAAUUGAGGGGUUUGUUUGUUAGCUAAUCCACCUCAAGAAAGCUCGAGCAGUCCAAGGAUGUCACCUUGAACCCGGACAUUAUUUUGUAUUUCCCUCAGCUCUGUUGUUAUGAGGAGGAGUUGGUGGAUUGGCAGACUGCUUACUGUCUAUUCGCUCACUGUGAUUGCAAAAAUCACAGUGACAGCUUUCUGGAAAUGAUAGUGAUUAGUGAUAAGAGUACAAGAAAAUGCCACACAGUCCCCUGGGGGAGGGCGCACUGUGCCGCAGAGUCCCCCAGGGGAGGGCGCACUGCCAGUGUCACGUGCUUCGGAAUGCUUUUUGCCAGUUUGCCAUUUGAGUGGCCUUGAGUCAAUGCUGUUAAUGGUGUUAGUUUGGGAUGAGUGUGGGAUGCUGAUUACUUAUGGGCUGCUAACUUUCUCAGGUAGCAGUAUCUUCAGUCCAGGCCUGAAAUGGCAGUAAGAACACAAGCCUGUGGUUUGCUCUCUGAGCAAUUCAGCAGUGUGGCAGCCAGUGGGAGUGUGCAGAUCCCAUCCCACUAUUGGCUGCUGCAGGCUGUCAUUUUCGGCUCCAAGUUUGCCUUGCUAUUCAGUAUUUUACUGCUAAUAUUUGUAUACAGGUAAUUAAAGCAGCUACAGCAUUUA